This is a messenger RNA of Myotis davidii, 4270 nucleotides long. It is a transcript of the gene HIP1, whose product is annotated as huntingtin interacting protein 1. The transcript is spliced from 32 exons. The record is from RefSeq and is a predicted model, not a curated record. Lineage: Eukaryota; Metazoa; Chordata; Mammalia; Chiroptera; Vespertilionidae. Bases 131 to 3193 code for a protein of 1020 amino acids. Gene Ontology annotation, cellular component: presynapse; actin cortical patch; clathrin-coated vesicle. Gene Ontology annotation, biological process: endocytosis; clathrin coat assembly; actin filament organization. Gene Ontology annotation, molecular function: phosphatidylinositol-3,4-bisphosphate binding; clathrin-cargo adaptor activity; clathrin light chain binding.
CUGGGGAUUUUAAUCUGGGUGGGGAGGUAAGACGAUAUAACAUACUAAGUGUGAAACUCAUGAAGAGAAAUAGGAAUUCAAAAAAAGAAGAAAUGGAGCAGUUAUUGGCCUGUGCUGGGAAGGAUUUGAGAUGAAGAAGAAAGUGGAGGAGUGUGUCACACAGGCUGGAAUCCCAGACACCAAGUAUAAUACUGUCAGCAUCAAUAAGGCCAUUAAUACGCAGGAAGUGGCUGUAAAGGAAAAACACGCCAGAACGUGCAUACUGGGCACCCACCAUGAGAAAGGGGCACAGACCUUUUGGUCUGUCGUCAACCGGCUGCCCCUCUCCAGCAACGCUGUGCUCUGCUGGAAGUUCUGCCACGUGUUCCACAAACUCCUCCGAGAUGGACACCCAAACGUCCUGAAGGACUCUCUGAGAUACAAAAACGAAUUGAGUGACAUGAGCAGGAUGUGGGGCCACCUGAGUGAGGGGUAUGGACAGCUUUGCAGCAUCUACCUCAAACUGCUCAGAACGAAGAUGGAAUACCACACCAAAAAUCCCAGGUUCCCAGGCAACCUUCAGAUGAGUGACCGGCAGCUGGACGAGGCUGGAGAAAGUGAUGUUAACAACUUUUUUCAGCUAACAGUGGAGAUGUUCGACUACCUGGAGUGUGAACUUAACCUCUUCCAAACUGUGUUCAACUCCCUGGACAUGUCCCGCUCUGUAUCCGUGACGACAGCUGGGCAGUGCCGCCUUGCCCCGCUGAUCCAGGUCAUCUUGGACUGCAGUCACCUCUAUGAUUACACUGUCAAGCUUCUCUUCAAACUCCACUCCUGUCUCCCAGCUGACACCCUGCAAGGCCACCGGGACCGUUUCAUGGAGCAGUUCACAAAGUUGAAAGAUCUGUUCUACCGCUCCAGCAACCUUCAGUACUUCAAGCGGCUUAUUCAGAUCCCUCAGCUGCCUGAGAACCCACCCAACUUCCUACGAGCCUCCGCGCUGUCGGAACACAUCAGCCCCGUGGUGGUAAUCCCAGCCGAGGCCUCGUCCCCUGACAGCGAGCCCGUCUUGGAGAAGGAUGACCUCAUGGACAUGGAUGCCUCCCAGCAGAGUUUAUUUGACAACAAGUUUGAUGACAUCUUUGGCAGCUCGCUCAGCAGUGAUCCCUUCAAUUUCAACAGUCAGAACGGUGUGAACAAGGAUGAGAAGGGCCACUUAAUUGAUCAAUUGUACCAAGAGAUCAGUGUGCUGAAGGCACAGCUGGAAAACAUGAAGACUGAGAGCCAGCGAGCUGUCCUGCAGCUGAAGGGCCGCAUCAGUGAGCUGGAGGCCGAGCUGGCAGAGCAGAAGCACCUGCGGCAGCAGGCGGCCGAUGAUAGCGAGUUCCUGCGGGCAGAGCUGGAUGAACUCAAGAAGAAGCGAGAAGACACAGAGAAGGCGCAGCGGAGCCUGACAGAGAUAGAAAGGAAAGCCCAGGCCAAUGAGCAGCGGUACAGCAAGCUGAAGGAGAAGUACAGUGAGCUGGUGCAGAACCACGCUGACCUGCUGCGGAAGAAUGCAGAGGUGACCAAACAGGUGUCUGUGGCCAGACAAGCCCAGGUGGAUUUGGAACGAGAGAAAAAAGAGAUAGAGGAUUCCUUCCAGCGCGUGAGCGAGCAGGCCCAGCGAAAAACUCAAGAACAGACGGAAGUACUAGAGAACUUGAAGCAAGAACUUGCCACCAGCAAACAGGAACUCCAGGUUGUCCAAGGCAGCCUGGAAAUAGCUGCCCAGUCAGAAGGAAAAUGGGUGACCCAGAUUGCUGAACUGGAGAAGGAGCAGGGCCGUUUGGUGAAUGCCAUGGCUCGUCGAGAAGAGGAAUUCUCUGCUCUUCAGGCACAGCUGGAAAACACCCAGCUCAAACUGUCCAGCACACAGGAAUCUAUGUGCCAGCUCGCAAAGGACCAACGGAAAAUGCUUCUGUCAGAAACAAGGAAGGCGGCAGAGCAGGUGAUACAAGAGGCCCUGAGGCAGCUUGAGGAGCCCACUCUCAUCAGCUGUGCCGGAUCUGCAGAUCACCUUCUCUCCACGGUCAAGUCCGUUUCCAGCUGUAUUGAACAACUGGAAAAAUGCUGGAGCCGGUAUAUUGCCUGCCCAGAAGGUAACAAAGAUAUCAGUGGGCUUCUGCACUCAGUCACCCUCCUUGCCCACUUGACCAGCGACACCAUUGUUCACGGCGGCACCACCUGCCUUAGAGCCCUGCCAGAGCCUGCCGAUGCACUGACCGAGGCCUGUAAACAGUAUGGCAAGGAAACCCUCCUCUAUCUGGCUUUCCUGGAGGAAGACGGAACCCUUGAGAAUGUCGACAGCACAGCCCUGAGGAGCUUCCUCAGCAAGAUCGCGGCCAUCGGCGAGGAGCUCCUGCCCAGAGGCCUGGACAUCAAACAAGAAGAGCUAGGAGACCUGGUGGACAAGGAGAUGGCUGCCACUUCAGCUGCCAUUGAAACUGCUACAGCCAGAAUAGAGGAGAUGCUCAGCAAAUCCCGAGAAGGAGACACGGGAGUCAAAUUAGAGGUGAACGAAAGGAUUCUUGGUUCAUGUACCAGCCUAAUGCAAGCUAUUCAGGUCCUGAUUGUGGCCUCGAAGGAUCUCCAGAGAGAGAUAGUGGAAAGUGGCCGGGGCACAGCAUCUCCUAAAGAGUUUUAUGCCAAGAAUUCUCGAUGGACAGAAGGACUCAUCUCAGCCUCCAAAGCUGUGGGCUGGGGAGCCACUGUCAUGGUUGAUGCAGCUGAUCUGGUGGUACAAGGCAAAGGGAAGUUCGAGGAGCUAAUGGUGUGCUCCCAUGAAAUUGCUGCUAGCACAGCCCAGCUUGUGGCUGCAUCCAAGGUGAAAGCUGGUAAGGACAGCCCAAACCUGGCCCAGCUACAGCAAGCCUCUCGCGGGGUGAACCAGGCCACCGCCGCGGUCGUGGCCUCGACCAUUUCUGGCAAAUCGCAGAUUGAGGAAACAGACAACAUGGACUUCUCAGGCAUGACGCUGACCCAGAUCAAACGCCAGGAGAUGGAUUCCCAGGUUAGGGUGCUAGAGCUAGAAAAUGAACUGCAGAAGGAGCGUCAAAAACUGGGGGAGCUUCGAAAAAAGCACUACGAGCUUGCUGGUGUUGCUGAGGGCUGGGAAGAAGAAACAGAAGCAUCUCCGCCUGCACUGCAAGAAGUGGUAACCGAGAAGGAAUAGAGCCGCACUGAUGCCCCACACGUCACAGUUCUUUCCGUUUCAUCACUUGCACAAACUUGUGAGCAUCAGAGGGCUGGUGGAUUCCAAACCAGGACACGACCCUGAGUCUGUGCACAGAGUCAGAAGAACAGCAGGCGUGUCCUGGCUGAGAAUGCCAAGGCAAUGCUUCCCCUCUUUUGGCAGUUCCGUGGAUUCCCACUGCUCCUCACGGUGGGUGGUUGGGUUUUGGGGGUUUCUGUUUUCAAGUUUCACUCAUAUAGCCAACUCUCCCAAAGGGAAGAGCUCUGAAGCUCUGAGCUCCUAGGAGCCCCUGACCACAGCAGUCAACAGCGAUGGUGCUGCUCAGGCUUUACCUUGGUGCUCCCCAUCAGCCUCCGUGCUUGGGUCCUGCUGAGUGUGGGACUCAAGGCCACUUCCCAAGGUCGGGUGGAGCUGCUGAGCCACAGCUUUCCUCCAGAGGCCGAAGUGGAGGGAGUGCCUUUCCCUCCUAAAGCUGGAGCCCAGUUGAAAGCCUCUGCCACCUUCAUAAGUGAGAGGGCCACAGAAAGAGAGAAAGGAGGGUGCACACGGCCCAGGUCCUCAGAAGACACCUUCCUUGGGAAUUCCUUGUGAGCAGGCUGGAAAACCUUAUCGCAUGCUCGAACGGAACUGGUGAGAAAGCCACACCUCUUUUUCCAGAAUGAAUUUUCCUUGGCACCUCCCUUCAGAUCCAGGCAGGGCCCUAAGAGGGAGCUUGUGAGAGGUUUUCAAUUCUUUUCUCCAAAUAUCUGCUUCCUUGGUAUCCUCUUGAAUCUGAAAAAGAUAGUUCCAUGUUCUACCUAAUUGACAGACCCAGAAAAUCAGGCAAACUUGCUCCCGGUAGGAAAGAACCCAUUGCUUGGUUGGUACCUUUAAUAUUUAUUACUAACCUCCGUUAAGCAGCAGCAGCAGCAGCAGCCAACAGAAAGACGCUUGGUGCAAUCAGGAUUUCAGGUGUGACUAUGGCAAGGCUUGUAUUGCUGCCCUAUACAUCAGUCUUCAAGAAUCGGAAACAAGGCCAAGAUGCCGUCCCCAUCUGUAACCAGCGUGGAUCACAAA